Molecule: messenger RNA, 1299 nt
Organism: Aureobasidium musti
Lineage: Eukaryota; Fungi; Ascomycota; Dothideomycetes; Dothideales; Saccotheciaceae
Source: the annotation of a GenBank genome assembly
AUGACCGUCUACUCGACAGCUUCGAGCUAUCCAUUUCCGGAUCAGCAGUCAGGACGCUUGCACAGCAACAUCUUCCGUCCACCUCACACUCCUGGUUUCGACAUGAAUUUCACAGCCACUCCAUCACAAGACAAGCCUGUCUUAACAAGGAAGCGGUCACGCGCAAACUCGAACAAGCCAAACGCUUCUGCACCUCUGGCAUAUGGCAUGAAACAUGGCUACACCACCCAAGCUAUGAGCCCAGCUCCUCUUGCAAACGAACAUUACACACUGGACUACAAAUUCGACACUCCGACAUUAGCAGCUGCUUCACGACACGACGAUUUGACUGGAGAAAGAGACUUUCGCUGGAAAUGGGAUUCUGGAGAUGCAUCACCUGACCAAGACACUGCACAUGUGCCGGGUUUACUGGCAAGAGAGAGGAAUGGAAAAGGCAGGACGGUCAGCUACACAAGUAUGGCGAGCACCAGUGAUUCAUCAGACACCAAAGGAUGGGGAGGAUUUGCCAUGAAACUGGUCGGAGGUGUCGUAGGCAAAGUGUGGCACUUUUGUCGUGUGAGUGCUUUUGGUGGCUUCUACGCUGGUUCUGGACGAGGCUAUGACUUUGCACAACCUACUCAGCUUCCCACACCACUGCCUGGACAGAAUCCGGUGAACGACUUCUUUGGCGACUUUGAGCAAGACAACACUCCUGAAAGAUCUCUCAAGAGACAACAAACAGAAUCUGGCUGGGUCAUGGUAGACUCGAAUCCAGAAGCACCUCGACCAUCCAACCGCAACACAUCCAUAGACAACCUCACACAUCUCGGCGCCACAAGAGCAAGCAGUCGUCGCGCUCUAAGCUCAGUAACCCGCCGCGCCCCCUCACGCCAGACUUCCUACACCGGCUCUCCACAAGCACAACAAUCCCGUCUUGACGUCUUCAGCCAGGCAUUUGCAGACCGUUCUGCCACAGCAGCUUCCAUAGCCUCCACUCGAUCUGCUGCUCCUUUGCGUCCCGCAUUCGGGGUGCGCCGCUCACCCGUCACCACACCCAUCCGCACAAGUUUCGGUGCAGACCGUCGGUCCAGCAUUGCCAGUGCGAACGGAGACAAUCUAAGUCCCGACGCACAACGCUUCCNNCUUCACCGCAUAGAAAGAAAAGACCGCGACGCCGACAAAAGCAUGCGCAAACUCGAUCGCCAAAUCCAAGACCUGAUUCGACAAGGUCAAGCCGCUCUAGGCACGAAAUUCGAAGUCGAAUCUGACGAUACUGAUUUUAAUGACGAUGAUAACGAUUGGGAGGAUGCUCGUAAAUGA